AUGUUGGCUUUUGUUGCUCAUUGCUAUUUACCGGCUGCAGAAACAUAUUUCUUGAUCAAAGAUGGGACCAAAAUUGAGUUACCGGUGACAAAAGCGUAUGAAAAAAGAGAGCCGUUAGUGGUUUGUACAUCGCCGUCGUAUUUGUAUGAGCUUUGGAUGACUGCAUUGGUGAGCAUCGAGACAACACGUUACUUUGGUGCUACGUUACGAGUCGUUUAUAUUCAGAGUAUCAUCGCUGAAUUGUACACAAUCUUGAAAGCGUACGAGAAAGAGGGAAUUGUCCUCAUCAAACAUGGAUUCGACCUGCCCAGAUUGGAGGAUCAUCCGGAAAGUGACCAAGGACAUCACCAUAAUCAAGUGAUUGCUAUAAACGAUUGUCUGAAUCAGUUUAAAGAUGCGGCUGAUUUUAUUUUCGUUGGGGAUUUUGAUGAUAUGUUUAUAACAUCGUUUAAAUCACGUUUUGGAGUUGGAUCGUUAGUGCCAGCAUUCGACAAGCACUACAGUAUGGUUGACGUUCUCAAGAAGGAAGCACAGCACAACCCCAAUACCGGAGUUUUCAUAUUUGAGUGGAUUGGAGGCGAUCAAAAUUUAACAAGAGAAGAUGAUAAUUUCACGAUUUAUUCGACAAUCAAACGCCAGAGCACUCGGCCGUCGAAAUGGAUCUCCGUAGGGAAGUAUGCGAUGAUUCCUAGACGAAUUAAGAGUGCAUGGGUGCAUUGGGCGAUGAUAAUCGAGGACAGUUAUGGUACUAUGAAAUAUGACGAAACUGUUGGCACAAUCGUGUUUCACCUCAACAAACCUGUUUGGAGUCGGCCAACGUUGAACGAAGAUGGCGAGGGUGCGAAAUUUGAGCUCGANCAACAGCAUCCUAUUCACUUUGAUUACUAUUCGAAAUGCUUCGAUUAUGGGAAUCAUCAGUUGGUAAAUGAGGAGAAAUUUUUCUGUCCGAGUUAUGCAAAAUGCGACUUCCGUCAACAAAAUGAGACCAGAUAUAUAAUUUCGAAUGCUCAUUUUGAUCGUUAUGAUUAUCGGUCUUGGAUUGGAUCAAAGAAAAGCAUUUUCAUCUAUCGAGGUGGCGUUCUCACGGAUUCUCGUGACGGGCAACGUGAAAUGUUCAAGCAAACGUUCACUUACUACUAA
Messenger RNA from Anisakis simplex (herring worm), 1140 nucleotides. Lineage: Eukaryota; Metazoa; Nematoda; Chromadorea; Rhabditida; Anisakidae. The record is from the annotation of a GenBank genome assembly.